Molecule: messenger RNA, 3143 nt
Organism: Drosophila innubila
Lineage: Eukaryota; Metazoa; Arthropoda; Insecta; Diptera; Drosophilidae
Gene: daw
Product: growth/differentiation factor 8
Exons: 6
Coding region: 822-2597 (591 amino acids)
Biological process (GO): SMAD protein signal transduction
Cellular component (GO): extracellular region
Molecular function (GO): growth factor activity; cytokine activity
Source: RefSeq, a predicted model, not a curated record
CUCAAGGGGGGGGGUUUGCCGAAAUACUCUGUGGAAAAACGAACGAACAGCCAUCGGGUGAGCUCGUGCGAGCUCGUUCUCGCUUAGGCUCGCUCGUCUGCCGGCCACACGAGCUCGUGUGCCCGCUUACGCUCUUUGUAACUCACGACUGCUCUCGCUCUCUCUCUCCCUUGUUCUCUCGGCAACGAUCAAUCAAUUGCAACGAACGCUUCGCACACAUAAAUUGUUCUACUAAUCAGGCAGCCGCCACAUUCAUUCACAACUCGUUUGCGCUGUCGCAUGGCCUCAACGGUUCUUACAAAAAUUCAAUAAAAAAAAUAAUAAUACUAAUCAAACACUGCGCUUAACUUCGUCGUGUGCAUUAUUCGCUUCGUGCUUCGUGUUUCGUGUCCGGGUUCACAGCUUGACCCCGGCUUUGGAUUUAGCUUCAGCUUCUGUGCCGAAUCGUGCCAAAUCAUCAAAACAUAUAAUAAAUGUGCUUAACGAUAACUCAAUCUUAUUGUACAAGAUAAAGUAUAUAUAUAUAUAUAUUAACAACAUGCUACGCCUGGCCAAGAAAGUAGUAAAUCCUUGAAAAACCUAUUAAAUUAAUCAAUUAAAAGUGCAGCAAGCGGAAAAAGAACUUAACAAAACGUUAAAAAUUCGUGAGCAAAGCUGCAAUUCUAUGAGUUUUGUUAUCAAAAGAACUACGAACAUUGAGUUUUCAUUGCUGCCAAACAGAUAACAAUUAUUUCCAGCAAAAGAAAGAGUGUAGUUAUAAGAAACUGAUACCAAAGUUGUCAACAGUUGCAAGUGAAAAUAGUUAAAAAAGAGAACCGAAAAUGGCCAAGUACUACAUGACCCUGGCUCUGCUGCUGUGCCUGGCACUGGAGAACAACAACAUCUACGCCCGAUCGCAUCCCAGCUCCUCUGAGACAGCCAGUCUGCCCCUGAUGCGCACCCAUACCCAUCCCCAUCCCCGACAUCAGCCGCAUCAACAUGUGCAACACACGUCGCAGCAGCUGCAACAGCACCACACACGCCAGCACAGGGAUCGUCAGCCCAAGCAUAUUGCCCCAGAUCCCACCAGCGAAGAGGCGGAGCCGACGGCCAAUCAACAACAACACUACUAUCAACGCCUAACGCGUCAUCUGCGACGUCAGCGACAGCAUAUGCUGCAACAGGAGCGAAGUUAUCACCGUGUGACGAACGAGGAACUCAAGAACAGUCCCAAGCUGUGGCAGCUGCUCAGCCAGGGACAUUUCUACGAUGAGCCGGAGUCCGAGACUAACAUGGACACGGAGACGGUGACGGAGACGGAGACGAAGACCGAUGAGCUGGACUUUUCACAAAUGCUUAGCGAUGCACCAGCUGAGAUGCAGGAAGAUGAGCUGCUGCCAGGCUUUGAUGAGCAGGAGUAUAUCAGAAAUGAGCUGGAAUCAAGCCUGGCUGAGCCUGCGCCACCAGAGAUCAUAGAAGAAGCAGUUUCCGCUUCAGUUCUCAACAUAACUAACAGCCCCUCGAAUAUAACCAAAGUCGCCUCUGGUGGCUGCCCCAAAUGCGAGAGCAAUCGCCAGGUGGAGCACAUUACGGAGGAGGAGCUGAGGCGUCUGCGUAUUGAGUUCGUCAAGCAGCAAAUUCUGGAAAAGCUGCGCCUCAAGGAGAGUCCCAAUGUUUCGGCCUUGGAGCUGCCACGCCCUAUUUUCGAGGGCGUUACGCUCACACAGACGGAUGAGUCCAGCAAGAACAAAGAUUAUGAUGAUUACUAUGCGCGAACCAAUCAGAAAUUUAUUCUCAUGCAGCGAGAAGAAAUCGAGUGUCGUCGCUUGGGAGUGCAUCCCUCGAUGUGUUUCAGUUUCAAGAUCGAUGAUGCGGAUGCCGAUGGCUUCGAUGUGAGCAGCGCCGUCUUGUGGCUCUACAAGAACAAACGGAACUACACGAGCGCCGAUAAUGAGAGUCCAUCAAGUGGCACACAGAAAAAGCAAACCAUUGUGGUCUCCGAGGUGGAGCAACAACUGGACUCCAAGUACUUGCCUCUGGCCAAGACCAUCGCCAUACAAUCUGUGGAUGUGCAGGAUGAAUGGAUGAAAAUCAAUAUUGAAUGGCCAAUCAAGAGUUGGUUCGGCAAUCACGAGCUCAGUCAUCUCAUUCAGAUAACCUGCGAAUCGUGUGACAUAAGCAGCAUGGAGGAGAUAAUAUCUGUGAAUAAGAACUAUAGACCCUUCAUCAUGAUUGACACGCAGAAUCGUCAAAGUAAAUCGAGACAAAGGCGUAAUAUUAACUGCUCCAGCGGGGUCACAGAAUGUUGCCGUGAGAAGCUCUACAUUUCGUUUGCGGACAUUGGCUGGGAUAAUUGGAUCCUGCAGCCCAAAGGAUAUGAUGCCUACUUCUGUCGCGGCUCCUGCAGCUCCGUGGCGAGUGUUGCCCAGGCGGCAUCACAUCACAGCUCAUUGCUGAAAAUCCUUUCGACAAAUGGUACACGCAAACCAUUAGAUCUGGUACCCUGCUGUACCGCCAAACAGUAUUCCUCAUUGCAGUUGGUCGUCGUCGACUCGAACAACACGGCGACAAUCAAAACUCUGCCCAAUAUGAUCGUCGAAUCGUGCGGCUGCAGAUAGUUGGGAAUCGGAUGGCCAAGUGCCAAGGCUAUACAAAUAUACAAAUACAGAUACAAAUACAAAUGCAUAAACAUAUACAUCACUUUUAAGUACGAAAACAACAUCGAUUAAUCCCCUUUCUCUCAAACCAUAAAUCGGACAAAUUAGAUAUAGCUCUCAUUCGCUUACCUUCCUUUCAUUUCACAUAAUUGCAAUUAAUUUAAUUUCACUGCACUUCACGCAUUAUUCAUCAUCUUUCAAAUGUACUAAUUUAAGCUAACGGUAUUUAAAUUACUUACUUAUCUUUAUUACGCUGCCAUUAGUCGUAGUCGCUGCAAUUAGUUUAUUUAGUUAAAGCUCAAGUGAAUGUACUUAAGCACUCGCACUCGAACUAUGGUUACUAUAAUUCCCAUAAGUAGUUAGCCAGUAAUUACAUAGUAAUUAAUAGUUAAUUAAUUACUUAAUUAUAUAAGCUAGUUUAAAUUCGAUUUGUGUAAUGUUUCCUUUUCUUAAGUAAUGUCAUAAAUUAUUGAGAAAAAAGAUGACAAAAAAUUUAAAUAAAAAAAA